Molecule: messenger RNA, 636 nt
Organism: Drosophila willistoni
Lineage: Eukaryota; Metazoa; Arthropoda; Insecta; Diptera; Drosophilidae
Exons: 3
Coding region: 55-636 (193 amino acids)
Source: RefSeq, a predicted model, not a curated record
UUGGACAGCGAGGGAUUUAGGGAAAUUGUUGAUCCCAUUUAUAAUGCCCUUGGUAUGAACCCAAUCACAUCGAGGAACAUUAUGAGCUUCGUGUCCGUAAGAGAACAGGCCAUCAAAGACGGCAUAAGGGCUUUAGUCAAUGGAAAACUGUUGUCGCUAAAAAUCGACGUGGCAACUAGAAUGGACAAAGCAAUUCUAGGUAUAAAUCUGCAAAUUAUUCACACAAAUGUAAAUAAGUCGGAGAUUGUUGUCAAGACGUUGGGCAUGAUCCAGCUCACUUAUUCACACACUGGGGUCUACAUUAGAGACAAAAUUUUAGAAAUUCUUGACGAUUAUGGGAUAACUCUGGAUCAAAUCUUCAGUGUUACCUCUGACAAUGGGAGAAACAUGGUCAAAGCCAUAGAAAUUCUUAAUGACGACACGGAGGAGUCCCUUUUUAAAGAUGACACUGAGAGUGAAAAAUUUAUGGAUAAGCUUGAUGACCUGAAUUUGGCAAAUAUUCAUCUUACACUUGGAAAGAAUGCUGUUUCUACAGAAAGCCAAGAAGAGGAAUAUGAUUCCCAGGAUGAUGAAGACACUGAAGUUAAUUGUAUUGAGUUGGAAGAAGAAGAAUCAGAAGAAGAAGAUGAUGAAUAA